AGCACCAGCGCGUGCACACGGGCGAGCGGCCCUUCCGCUGCCCGCUCUGCCCCAAGACCUUCACGCACUCGUCCAACCUGCUGCUGCACCAGCGCACCCACUCGGCCGAGCGCCCCUUCGCCUGCCCCAUCUGCGGCCGCAGCUUUGUCAUGGCCGCCUACCUGCAGCGGCACCUGAGGACGCAUGCCCCGGCCAACGCCGCUUCUGGCUCCGCAGCCCCCGGCGCCGGCCCCCAGCCCCCUGCCCCGCUGGCCGCCGCCCCAGCCCCGUCCGCCACCCAGGAUGUCCACGUCCUACCCCACCUCCAGGCCACGCUCUCCCUAGAGGUAGCAGGAGUCUCGGCCCAGGCCCCGCCCCCCGGCCCAGCAGCCCCCAACUCCCAGACGUUUCUCCUGGUGCAGACUGCCCAGGGCCUCCAGCUGAUCCCCAGCAGCGUGCAGCCCCCCACACCCCCGCCUCCGCCCGCCCCCCCCAAGCUCUUCUUGCUGCCCUCCUCCAGUACUGGUGGUGGGGGCAGCAGUGCAAGGCAAGGCCCACGGGCAGUGGGGAAAGCUGGGCAGGGGGCUGGGGUAGUCUGGCUGCCAGGCCCUGGGGGGCUAGGGGUGCAGGGAGGGAGCAACACCGGGGCCGGCGCGGGAGCGCAGAGCCUCAUAGUUCUGCAGAAUGUGGGGGCUGGGGAGGCAGGGCCGCAGGAAGUGAGCGGGGUCCAGCUCCAACCCCUUCGGCCAGCCCCGGAACUGACCACGGUCCAGCUACAGCCGGCCCCGGAGGUGACCACGGUCCAGCUGCAGCCUGUAACGGGUCAGCUGUCCAAUUCCAGUGGGGGAGCCGUCACCACUGAGGCGCCUAACCUGCUGGUGGUUCAGAGUGGGGCAGCGGAGGAGUUGCUGGCGGACCCCGGCCCGGGGGAGCCCGGUGACGGUGAGGCCAGCACUGGUGUGGUCCAGGAUGUGCUCUUUGAGACGCUGCAGACGGAGGAGGGGCUGCAGAGUGUCCUGGUACUGAGCGGGGCUGAUGGGGAGCAGACCCAGCUAUGUGUGCAGGAGGUAGAGACCUUACCCUCGGGGCUGGCUGAGCCGCCAGCCCCUGGCCCGCCGGGACAGAAACUGCUCAUUAUCCGCAGUGCCCCGGCCGCUGAGCUGCUGGAGAAUGGCAGCGUUGGGGGAGGCGCCGCUGCGCUGCAGCUGCUGGCCCCACCACCACCUGGCCCAGGCUCUGCUCCCGCGGGCGUCCCUGCGGCUCCUGCCUCCCAGAUGGUACAAGUGGUCCCUGCAGGAGCUGCACCUGGGGGCAUGACCCCACAGGGCCUGCCCUCCAUCCAGAUUGUCCAGACUCUGCCCGCAGUCCAGCUGGUGCACACGUUCUGAGUAGAACCACUGGUACCCCUUCCCGCCCCACACAGAGACCCCGACUCACUGUCCGCCUGGGCUGGGCUGAGCUGGGGGGAGGGGAACCGCAGGCUGGGCUUGCUAAUAAAGACCAGAAUCUCCUCUCCUGUG
Physeter macrocephalus (sperm whale) is the source of this 1499-nucleotide messenger RNA. RefSeq names its product zinc finger protein 628. Lineage: Eukaryota; Metazoa; Chordata; Mammalia; Artiodactyla; Physeteridae. The transcript has a single exon. The record is from RefSeq and is a predicted model, not a curated record. Bases 150 to 1367 code for a protein of 405 amino acids.